UCUUGUUGAAAGGGCUCUUCCUUGAGCCUACUGCUGACGAAGUCCGUCUGCUAGUCGAGAAGCUCGACUUGUCAAAUCGAGUUCACCACCACUUUCCUCGCAAACUCUGUUAAGGGGUGCUCUUGUUGAAAGGGCUCUUCCUUGAGCCUACUGCUGACGAAGUCCGUCUGCUAGUCGAGAAGCUCGACUUGUCAAAUCGAGUUCACCACCACUUUCCUCGCAAACUCUGGUAAGGGGUGCUCUUGUUGAAAGGGCUCUUCCUUGAGCCUACUGCUGACGAAGUCCGUCUGCUAGUCGAGAAGCUCGACUUGUCAAAUCGAGUUCACCACCACUUUCCUCGCAAACUCUGGUAAGGGGUGCUCUUGUUGAAAGGGCUCUCCCUUCGCUUCGCAGCCACGACACUUGUCUAAGAGCUGCUGCUGCUACCAAAUUUACUCUUCCACGUGCAAUUAUAAUUCUAUUCUAUUUGUAACUAGCACUCGAAGCCUCAUGUCCCCCGACUGCCUGUUUGGCAAAGGAUAAACCCAAACCUCGCUGUCGGAAAUAAAAAGAAGAGCUUUCUCGAUCGUGGUGUGCUCUGUACUGUAAUCUCUUCGGAGAGCGUUGUGUGGAGUAUCCGCGGAGAUCGAGCUCAUCUCUAUUUCUUCUUCGUCCAGCACGCCACGUCCUCCUUUGACUUGCCGUAGCUGGCAAAGUGCGCACUUUUGUAUACACGACGAGCGCAAACCUUGAAAGCUCUAUUUAUCUAUUAAGCUGGUCUUGGUCGGUCAAGCAGGAGUGAGUAGCUCUGUCAGCUCCCUCUUGACACCGAUCCGUCUGCAGAUCGGAGUCCGUAGGUCUUCUGUCACGUGUCCUUUGUUGUCCCCUUCUGGUUCUCUAGUCGCUCUGUCGUCUGUUCAUUGGACUCAGUGUUUCUUUCCGUCUCUUGAAUCGUUCGAGCAUAUCCCUUAUAGUUGACGUACACUUUCUCCUCGUAGACAGAGAAAGAGUGUGAGUGAGUGAGAGAGUGUGUGAGUGUAUAUGUGUGCGGCUGCUUAAGAUCCGAGAUCAGAAAUCCCGGCUGAAUAAAAUACGUUAGAGGCUUUCGACGGCUGGGUCUCUCUAUGAUCGAUUCCCGAUUGCUCUUCGUAGCCGACCGAGCCACUGUGGCCGCCGACAACUGAACGAGGAACUUGGCGGCUGUACUCUUGUACAAACAUGUACAAGAGCUGAUUGGAGUCUCAAUCAUCUGAACGGCCGGCCACUCAGUGUACAUUUGGAUUAGUAAAGGAUCUCCAUAGUCAUGGAUUCCCGAUGUCGAUCCUUGCAGCUCGCAGGAGUCCUGUGCAUUCUAGCGUUCGUGUUCUCUUCUGCAUCUGCACAAACCUGCAUCAGGCGUGACAGAGAUGCAUUGUUGGCGUUCAAGGCCCGUUUUGACGAUCCCUUGAACCAGCUCGGGUCGUGGAACCAAUCGAGAAAUUGCUGCAAAGAUUUCGUCGGCGUUACAUGUAAUUCCAAGGGGGAGGUUACCAAUCUGACAUUCGCAGGCAGGGUCGACGAGGAGUGUGAUGAAGACUGCCCCUUCAUCCGCAACAAGAAUGAGGGCACGGAUCCCAUUGGUCCCACCCUGUCGAAGCUGUUGGCGCUUCAGACUCUGAAUCUGAGUUUCAUUCAAAUUGUAGGCCCUUUCCCAUCCGGAUUGAGUGCAUUGAAGAGCUUAUCGUAUUUAUCCUUGACCCGCUUGGAACUCCAGGGAUCCCUUCCUGCGGACCUUUACAAGAUUUCCAGCUUGAAGUAUCUGGCAUUCGGAGGUCCCUUCGGAGGCUUUACGAGUGAUUUUUGCAAGCUGACGAAGUUGGAGAUCUUCGACAUUUCCGAGACAGUUUUCAGCGCGGGAGGCAACGGGGCUGGUCUUGGAGGAACAAUUCCUUCCUGCAUCGGAGAUUUGCAGCAGCUGCGACAGUUUCUCAUAGAGUUUAACAACUUUACCGGGCCCAUUCCCGACUCGAUCCGAAGACUGCAGAAGUUGCAGCAGUUGAAGCUCUCGGGCAAUGCUUUGUCGGGGCCGAUUCCCGCGGUCCUUGGAGAAUUGAAGGCCCUGGAAAUUUUGUAUAUCCAAGGAAACGAUUUCAGCGGUUCCAUUCCUUCCACCUUGGGUAACUUGCCCAACUUGAAGGAUCUGAGGAUUGGAGGAACGGCAGCUCUGCAAGAUAAUAGUUUCGUCGACUUGAAGUUUACCAACAUCGAUGGUGCUAUUCCAUCUUCUCUCGGGGGUCUCCCAAAGCUACAGACUCUCUACAUCAAGGGGUCAAGAAUUACGGGAGCCAUACCUAGCUCCCUCGGCAACGCGAAAAUGCUCACAGAUCUAGAGCUGGAAUUCAAUUCUCUUGAUGGGGUAUUGCCCGCGUCACUUGCUGGCCUCAACCUGACGGUAUUUCAAUUCAAUGACAAUCAAAUCAGCGGUGUCAUUCCUGCAGCCUACGGGCAAUUCCGCUUUCUGACGAGGUUUAUCGGAACUCGAAACAAAUUAACUGGGCCACUCCCCAAGGAACUAUCAAACUGGAGAUUUCAACCCGCAGGAGCGCUGGACCUGUCGGAUAACAUGAUAACGGGACCGAUUCCUGAUGAUCUCGGACUAGCUCUACCUUUAGCAGAUUUCAACAUAUCUUACAACCAGCUCUCGGGUUCGCUGAAGCCAUCGUCGUGGUAUAAAACUUCGAGAAUCUAUCUGAACAACAACCAGCUCACCGGCCUCGGAUCCGGCAACAUUCCGGACGAUGGCGAGAGCGGGCAGAAUACGCAGACUUUUGACGUCCACUCCAACCGCAUCUCAGGUCCGGUUCCCAACUGGGUCUUCCAAUUUGUAAGCGCAAGCGCGAUCGACCUUUCUGACAACAUGUUCACAGCGCUGCCGGUCAUGCCAUCGGCCGGGAUAUCGGUGUACUACCUCAAUGUCUCGAACAACCAGAUCACCGGGAGCAUUCCGGACACCUUCUCCAGAUCGAACGAUUUGGACAUGAGCAGGAACAAGCUCACAGGCUCCAUCCCCGCCAGCUUCGGUUCGAACAACGCGAACAUAAUCGAUCUGAGCUACAACAUGCUGACGGGCGAAAUUCCUGCGGGCAUCUACGACGGCACAUUCUUCAACACGCUCGUGUUGAGCAACAACAUGCUGACGGGCCCCAUCCCUGAGCGCUCGGACAAUAAUGUGUUCCUGCGCAACAUCGACGUCUCCAAUAACCUGCUCAUAGGCUCCGUUCCCGCCUCGCUGUUCAAUUCUACAUUCUCUGGCGUUAUCAAGGUCGGCAACAACCGCCUCACGGGGCCCGUCCCCAACUUUGCUGACAACUGCGAUUUCCUCACUACAGUGGUUCUGGAGAACAAUCUGCUCUCGGGCCCGGUGUUGCCUUCCGGUGCCUCAUUCGAGACGUGCAACAGGUUGGAAGUUUUCGACGUCAGUGGCAACAACCUGUCCGGAGGUGUACCCACCGAGUUGGCGAAUCUCUUGGGUUUGAGGGUCUUGGAUCUCAGCAUGAACUCUUUGACGGGACCAGUGAACGAGGCUUUGAGCAGUUUGGCGAGUGUCCUUGUUCUCGACCUCUCCGGCAACAGGUUGACGGGGAGCGUUCCCUGGACGAUGCUGGUGUCCGGGUUUGCUGCUUUGAAGGAGGCAGGAGCAUCGGCGUUGAAGUUCAUGUCCGGAUCCCCUGCUUACUCUGUGACGAUCAGUUAUGAAGAGCUCAGUCCUGGCACCUUCCUGAGAACUGACUUCGUCACUUCUGCCUACUCCACCGCUCUCAACUUCUCCAACAACGCUCUGGCCGGCAUCGUUGACUCGUCCGUCGGACAGCUGAAGGGCCUUCAUGCCUUUGACAUCAGUGGAAACCAGUUCUCGGGUGCUGUUCCUGAAACGCUCGCAGACAUCACCGACCUCGAUUUCCUGGAUGUUUCCUACAACAACUUCAGAGGCCCCAUCAGCCCCAAGCUGGCAACAUUCCCCGCAUCGUCGUUCGAGGGCAACCCCAACCUUUGCGGUGCCCCUCUGUCUAAUCCCUGCACAUAGUAGAUGCCAAUACUCUCGAUGAUAGGCCCGGAAGAAGGUGGUUGUUCGUUUGGAAGAUCGCGGAUCACGUCUACUGUAGGUGGCAUCGCCCAUUGUGCGCGCCAGUCUAGAAAGGCAGAGAAUGAUCACUGGUGCUCUUUUAAGUGUUCAUUUGAGCAUCGUUGACAUGCUCGUUCGUAGAGAAGCUCGUUGGUGCUCAACUUCAUGUAUAUAUCACAUGUAAAGUGUUUUUUUUUCAUCUUUUUCUAAAGAAUUGGAAGCUUUAUAUGUACAGAUCGAAGUUGAACUGCGCAAACUUUUUUUAACCUUAGGUUGAUCCUUUCAUUGGUUAGAGAAUCCGUGGAACG
This is a messenger RNA of Marchantia polymorpha subsp. ruderalis, 4389 nucleotides long. Lineage: Eukaryota; Viridiplantae; Streptophyta; Marchantiopsida; Marchantiales; Marchantiaceae. The record is from the annotation of a GenBank genome assembly.